UGCCAUAAAAAAUGCCACAUUUAAACACUUCUUGACACUAGAUCACUCCUCUCCACCACUGCGAGAAAGGUACAAAGGCUUUUCCCUCGUGCAGUGGUCUUCUUCUCGAGUAGUAAAGAUGUUUAAUGAGGUUACACCAAUAUUGAAGAUUUUUUUUUUAAUGGGUGAAGAUGUCCCUUGAGGAUCAGAAGUUUAACCCCCUUUACAAAUCAAAAUUACUGAUCAUACCUAGCGCGAUUGACUAAAUAACUUAGUGGUUGAAAUUCGAGAUUCCAAAUAUGCAACUUAGAUGCUUUUUUGCGAAAUGAAAAAGAAGAAAACGACAACGACAAAGAAGAAGAAGAAGAACCCUUGCACUUCUAGGCAGAAUCCCCCUCUUCCACUAGGACUCAGAAUCAAUGAUCCACACCCGGAAUCCUUUACCCAGGCGCCGUACCACUGGGAUUACAAUGAUUUGGCGGAGACAUGACAACCAAUGGAUGAAUGCACCAACCAUUAGUUAUCCAAGUUUGAGCACGAGGUGUUUGUGGAAAUGUCUACAAGAAGCAUAUUCACAGCAAAUAAGAGCUUCAUAGCUAAUCUAGAUUCUUGGUGUCUCCCUAUAUACAUUUGCUAAUUACAACAAAUUCUUUUCUUUUUUUUUUUUGGUUAACUCUUCCAAUAUAUUUAUUCACCAAACGUGCAUGGUUUCCACUGCAAUUAUAUGAAUCGUGUGGUUUAAGUCUUUGAUGAUAGAAGUAGAAACAUGUGCGUUAUGUGGUUUAAGUCUUUGAUGAUAGAAGUAGAAACAUGACAACGCACGUCCAUUACUAAAGCAAGAAGGGUCUAGAGGUGUUUGUAGAAAUGGCUACAAGAAUCGUGUUGCAACCAAAUAUUACAUUGGGUGCACAUGAGAGCUUGGUUGACCAAGAUUCUUAGUGUCCCAUCACCUGGUUUAUAAGUAGAGAGAGGCGACCAAGGAUCGAACCAACACAAACAAACCCUUCCUUCUUUUGCUCUCCUUGCAUUGACAUACAACAAAGAAUGGCUUGCCAUCUCCGAUCCGUCAGCUUGCCCUCGACGUCUCACUCCGUCGAGCUCAAGUGCGGAGAAGAGCUCGACAAGCUUAAGGCUUGCGUGGUUUCACCCGUCGCAACUGCCGAGACGAUUCGUGGCGGACUGAGUCGGCUCGGAGAUUUAUACGGAUGCGUCGAGGAGGUCCUUCACUUACCAAGCAACCAAAGCGCCGUUCUCUCCCGAUCACAUCGAAAGGAAUGGUUAGAACCGGAGCUCGAAGGCUCUGUCAGGUUGUUGGACCUUUGCUGCACAAUGAGGGAUAAUUUGGCUGCAUUGAAAGAGCAUGUUCAAGAUGUUCGAUCGGCCCUUCGAAGAGGAGAUGAUGCAGGUAUUGAAAGCAAAGUGCAAGCUUUUGUUCAAUCGAGUAAGAAGGCAAGCAAGGGUAUCAAGAAGCAACUAGCCAACAUGUGUCGAGCUCUUUCGGCUAACAAAGAGGAUCUAGAUCAGCCGAAUGCGAUUAGGCUAUUGAAGCAAGCAAGACAGAUCGCCAUCUCCCUCCUACAAUCUGUUCUACUGUUUUUGUCCGCAAGAAUGGUAAAACCGAAGACCAGCAAUUGGUCUCUUGUUUCCAGGACAUUGCACAGGAGAAAAGUGGCCUGCGAAGAAGAGCGCGUGGAUGAUGCCUUUUUCCUUCCUUCUUUUUCUGUUAAGGAUAAUGAGGAGAAGAGAGCGAAGGUGCAAAAUCAAUUGCAGACGUUGGAGGUCACAAUUGAAGGUCUAGAAAGAGGAUUAGAAUGCUUGUUCAGGCGACUGAUCCAAAGCAGAGUUUCACUUCUGAAUAUCCUCAGCUCAUAAUCCCUCUUGGUAACUUGGUAGUUCUUAUCAAAUGAUAACCAUCCGUUUUGUAAAGGAUCGGUUGAUCAGCUUCGAUUUAUUCACCCUUGUAUAAAUGUUACAGUGUAUAGUGCGCCGUUCAAAUUCAAAUCAUUUAUUCAUCCAAAGAUUUCUUGGCACAUCUGGCUUCUCUUUUGUGAAUGACUCUUUUGUUGUAGACUUGUAGUGGCAUGUGGAUUGAUGAUUUGUUGGCAUAUAAAGCCAAUUUCUAGUUACCAAACAAACAACAACUUAACAAUAAGUUGUUCUAAUAGAAGAUUGAGGUUAGUUGUUUUCAUAAGUUGCAAUUCUAUUUCAAUGGGAAGCACCUGAAGAAAUAAUAACAUGGUCUAUAAAAUGAAUGCAAUACUACAUUAUGCUGAUUAAAGUUCAAGAACGAAAUCGAAAAUUGAUCUUGUAAACGAUUUCAUACUUGCUGUCGAAAAGCCUUGUUGUUCGACAUUCACAGAAAAUCUCAAGCACAGAUCUACGUAAUCUUGCGCUCUUCCCUUCGCAAGAAUAAAAGCUGCCUCAUUGCACGGUUAAGUGAUGUUACAAUGGAAAAUAGAUAUAUAUAGCUGUACAUGCUUCUGUUCUUUAUUUACAAUGUUCAGUUAAAUAAUUUUGACAAAGUUAAAGGCAUUUCUACUAAAUCAGUGCUGUUAUUAAUGCUCAACAGUUCAGCUACAAAAUUAUCUUUUCGGUACUAAAUUCUGAUAACAACAUAUUAUAUAAAAUCAGCUGACUCCUAGAACAGAAAUAAGGGAAAUAUAUUGAGGGAACAGAGAAUUACUACUAAUGAGGAGAGAACAUAAAGUAAAGAAAAGAAUGGUGUAAAGCAAAAGAAAGCAACCAACAAACAAAAUAUUAAUCCUCAUGAAAACUACUUAAUUAAGGGGGAAGAGAUGCUGUGGAAGUGUUCCCUAAUGACUGAAACAGAGACAAAUAACAAGCCUAGCAUAUCAUUAAAUAUCUUCUGAUUUAUGGUCCCUUCAUGGAAAAAGCAGAAUGAUGAUAUAAAAGGGAUGCGGUUUGAGAAGGUUCAAAGAGAUGAUGAUGACACUUUAAACAGGAGAAAUUCCCAAUGCCAUAAAUUCGUCUGAAGAUUAGAGACUUAUGCAAGCGAUAAUGUUUACGACUACAAUUUGCCAAGAUACUAAGGAUUGACAAGCAAAAGAGACCGUGUAAUUUACA
Ananas comosus (pineapple) is the source of this 3063-nucleotide messenger RNA. RefSeq lists its product as uncharacterized. The transcript has a single exon. The record is from RefSeq and is a predicted model, not a curated record. Lineage: Eukaryota; Viridiplantae; Streptophyta; Magnoliopsida; Poales; Bromeliaceae. Gene Ontology annotation, biological process: shoot system development; root development. The coding region runs from base 1024 to 1851 and encodes 275 amino acids.